This is a messenger RNA of Micropterus salmoides (largemouth bass), 3908 nucleotides long. RefSeq lists its product as uncharacterized. The coding region runs from base 253 to 2460 and encodes 735 amino acids. The record is from RefSeq and is a predicted model, not a curated record. Lineage: Eukaryota; Metazoa; Chordata; Actinopteri; Centrarchiformes; Centrarchidae. The transcript has 8 exons.
GACACAAGGAAGAAGGAUUAAAAUACAAACACUGGAAGACAUGAAGGCAGCAUAAAUACAAAAGUGACGCAAACACAGGUGGCAGAGAGACAAAGACAGAGCGACUAAGGAACACGCACAAAGAAAGAAAGUUGCCAAGUUAAGAGGGAAAAGUGUCUGUAAUACAGACAUAAGAGGAUACACAUACCACUGGACACAACCACACAUGCUCAUACAAAUCACCCACGCAUUCAUUGGGAUUCAGGUGUGCAUAUGGAGAUCAAAUUUGAUGAUUCUGAACUGGGAAUGGAAUUGAUAGAAACUAAUUGUCACAAAGAAAACAAUGAAAGUGACCAUCCAAAAAUCAACCUUCAGCCUGAAGUGCAAAACAACAAUGGGGAACUGGUUGAAAAGGACCAAGAUGUGAAUUACAUCAUCAUGUCAGAUCCAGAUGGAGUCAUUUGUAUUGAUAGGAGACUGAAUGAUUUCACCUCUACUGUCAUUCCUGAAGUGGACAACCGAAAAGCACUUAUGCCUCCUUCCAUAUUGGCGAUUCCUCCCCCACUACCUCCUAAGCGCCAUCAGAGGCUGCCUGCAUUUGAGAAAACAUUAAACCAGAACCCACAAGUGAAGACCUUUAAUAAAGAGUAUAAACCCUUGAACUUACUGGCAUGCCAGAUGUCUCCUGUAUUGAGUGGAGUUAAAGGAAACAAUACAUGCUUGGGACUUGUCCCUGAGGAUGCACCUGACAUGCACAACUACGCAUAUGGAACUUUACCAAAAGUGGAACAAAAAUGCCCACCACAGCUCAUUCCAAGAUCUCCUCCGAUACCAGCUAUAAAACCUCCAUGGCCCAAUAAACCACAGAGAGCUGAGACAGAAGAAGGAAAUCAGAGAAGGAAACAAGAGGAAGAAUGGAGGAGACACACUGGAGAAAUAGAAGACCAGAGGAACAGGGAAGAGCAAGAUCUGAGUGAAAGAAAUGAGAAGGUGAAAGAGAAUGAAGAAACAUCUGGAAUAGAAAGUCAUCUGGAUGUGGGUAUACCUCCACGACAGAUCUUAAAUUUGCAUACAGACAAGAAGAAAGGUGGAGAAGAAGGAGAGGACAGGGGAAGGGAAGAAUCUAGUAACAUUGGGUUGACCACCAUGACAGAAAAUUCAUCCCUGCUACUGAUGGAGUGCUCAGACCUUAUCCCAGAUGAAGAACCUGACAUGGCAGCAAACAACAGAAACUGCACAUCUACAGAGACACUGAAAUGGACAGAAAAAAACAAAGAAAUCCAGAUGUCUGGUGAAAGCGGGCAAGAUUCUGGAGUAAUUUCUAAAUUGCCAUCUGGACAUCGGGAAGGGACAGAGGUGGUGGGGAUAAAGUUGGAUGCAUGUCAGCUAGGGCUGCAGAGGUUAGAGGACACACAGGAAACUGCUGAGAGACUUGUGAUUGGAGAACUGAAGCUAACAAGCCAGAGUACCAAGGCAAGACAAAAGGUGAAAAAGAUUGCCAAGAUGGUGAUGGUUAGACUGAAAGAGAAAAGAGAGGAGAAAAGAAGAAUCAAAGUGGAGAUGGAAAUGAAUAGAGUAAGAGACAAUCACAUUGUGACACAUGAGGUAGAAUGGGAGGAGGAGGAGGAGGAGAAUGAGGAGGAGGAAGAGAUUGAUGAAGAUACUGUGGACCAUGCUGAACUGGUGGAGAAGAUAGUUAAAAGAAAUAAUGCAACAUCUGACAGUCCGUUUGGCUCCUUCAAAGUCUGCAAUCCAGUGAAGCUGGUAGAGGAGCUCCUGUCAGGCAAAGAGUGGUCACAAUUCCUGUACAGAGACCAGAGCUCCAUACCUGAGCCACCUCCAUACCAGACCCACUCAGAGGACACAGCACAGCUCAGUCUGAACUCCCAGUUUUACUCUAGUGCUGAACUGGACCUUGCUCUCAAUGUGUUUGAAGGCAAGCCUGCUGUCCCAGAGGAGGAGCCUGUCUACGAGGAUAUCAGUCCAUCAAAUAUUAUCACAGGAAAGAGCCAAACACAUGAGCAACAGGAGAUGAACAGAACACCCAUUACUGCUGUACCAAAGAUAUUACUGGAGAGUGAAACCAGUCAGAUGAGCCUCAGGACUAAAUAUAUUUAUGACACAGUGGAGUUCAUCCAGCCUGGUCAGACAUGCAAGUACUUUUCUGAUAUUAAGUCUCAGGGGGUUCUGGACAGUUCCAUUAAGAAGUAUCUCAUCAAGCUGAGCAAGAAGAGGAAACACAGAGCACGGAAAUGGCAUCGUGACAGGAAUCAUGGAGAGAACCUUGGCCAGUCUCCAUCCUCCACCUCUCCACAAGUCUUCUCUGCCUCCAUCUUCUAUAAAAUUCCAGCUUCAGGAGGAGAGGAGGAACAGCAGGGCUGUAUAGCUAAGUCUGGAGGAAGCAGUCCCAGAUGUCUGGCCAAGAUGAAGUCAGCUCUGAAGCUGGGAGCAGCUCAGCCAAAGGAAGACAGAAGGAAGUAGAGGACAUCCUAUUAAAAGUUGUUUGAUAUUAACAUCAAUUAUUACAACAAAAUCAAAAAUUGCACCCUUUUUUGUGGAAUUAUAUGGAUAAUAAGGAGAAUGUGUACAAAAAGUAAUAAUGUUUUGCCUUGACUACCUACCAUGCAUUUGUUGGCUUAACCAAUGUGAUGGGUUUUCAGUGUCCUUUAAGUAAGAAUAUAAUGUCGUAUCUGUAUAAAUGUAGUGCUAUAAUACUAGAGAUAACUUGUUUUUUUAUACAAAUACAUUUUAUUAUUUAUGUCAAAACAAUAAAAUAAACAACAUUAUUGCCAGGCAUCACAUCUAGGCUACAUCAUAUUUAAUCGAACGUGGGGACAGCAAAUCUUUACACUGCAUAAUUUGUUUGUUUGUGGCAAAAAUAAAAAAGGAGUCAAAACAACUAUGAGGAUUUAGUAUCACGAAAAAGUUACAUCACAAAGGUACACAGAUUGAUCUAUAAAAUAUCAAGAGCCAGAUUUUAAAAUCAAAUGUGGUUGCAUAAACUAGUUCAAAUAUGCGGUCAGAUUAGAAAACAUUUCAGUCUUCAAAAUAUAGAUUUUCUUUGAUAUUGUUGAAGCUUGCCAAAGUCUCUAUCACUUUCGAUCUAUCUAUAUCUUCAAAUAUGUUUAAUGCCAUCUCAGUCCUCCCCCAAAGUCCUAUCAUUCUCAGUACUCCGUGUUAACCAGUAUAAUAGCGGGGGCAAUCUCCAAAAUAUAAAACAUCAUUCAAAACAGGAGCCUUUAUACAUGGCAUAAGAGCAAAACUGCAUGGGAAAUGGACAGUGAAGAAACUAUUCCUGAAGAGAUUUGUGAAGACAUCAUUUCACAUAUAUAUGCCUCUUUCUGUAUUCCACAUGGUUUAAUCCAAUUUAAGAAACAAGUACAUCGAUUACAUUAAUCCAAUGGCAAACUAGCCAAGCUAUAUUCUAAUGUCCCCCUAAAACGCCCCAGACUCCCAGUGUAGGUUAUAUGUUUUAGAUUUGUCAGCCUCUUUCCAGUUUUGGACUUCUGUUUUAAAAAUACUUUCUGCAUUAGGUGGGGAAACAGUAACUCCUAAACCUUUAACUGCAAUUUUGGGAGCAAUUGCAUUUGCAUCACUGCUUGCUUGCCAUCUUGUACUGCUUAAAUAGAUAGGGAAGGUGGCAUCUGAAAGGUGAUUCUGGAGAAAAUAAUGUAAUAUCAGAAUUGUUUUAAUUUAGUUACCUUUGUUUUUGUUGUUUUAAGUAUGUAUUUUGUGUUUAUAGAUUUGUGUUUGAUUUUUUCAUAGUUAUUUUUGGAUACAUAUAUGCAGUAUCCUUGCAGCUUUUUGUAAUCAAAAUGCCAUCUCUGAUGUGUGUCGGUGUGUGUGUGUGUGUGUGUGUGUACUCAGACAUUCCGAUUUCUGUAAUUUUGUGAUGGGAAGUUUUAUGAAUAAAGCUGUUAAAAAUGUAA